CGGACAGUAUUAGACCAGCAGUUGCGCGAAGACCCUCUUGGAAAGCCCCACGAAAUCGAUCGGAAUUCCUUAAAAACUUAACCCUCAAGUGAAAAAUGCUGAGGGCGUGGCUGCAUCGAAGUGGCAGUUAAAUUCUAAAAUCGGUUAUUAAGUUUUCGAACCCUCAAUUCCUCAAUUCAGUGCGUUAUACCCCUUCCUCGCCUGGCUUUCUGUUUGGGUGCUCCAGUUCCGUGAGAGAGAUAAGAUAAGUGGAGUGCAGUUCGAAGGGGAAAUUCGAGCAAUAGCCAAACAGACAUGAGGAUCGGCUGGGACCUGGUUCUCCCGCUCUUCGUGAUCAUCUCCUCCACCGCGGCUGUCAAUUGCCCUUGGCCAUGUCGUUGCACUUGGGUGGUGGACAGUCUGUAUGCCGAUUGCUCGAGGAGGAGUCUCCAAACGUAUCCGGACUUCGAAGGCAUUCCCGUCGAACAUUUGGAUCUGUCGGGAAAUAAAUUUGAAGAGUUUCCCACCCAAUAUGCGGACAUAGACUCCCUGAUCUACCUAGAUCUCUCUAACAACUAUAUCGCAGCCAUUGGUAGCAAGACCCUGAUUGGAUUCACUUCCCUGAGAACCCUUCUGCUGGCCAAUAACUCCAUACCUUCAUGGGAAGCCCUCAGUCCCAAUGAAGCCUUCAAGUAUGCUCCGAGUCUGAAGAGGUUGAGACUUGAUGGCAACCAUUUGGGCAUUUUCGGGAGCGGGGAGAGCUUCGAGCUGCUGACCAGUUCAUCCCUGACAGAGUUGGAGCUCGUUUCCUGUGGAAUUUCCUCCAUUGGCGGAGACCAGUUGAUCAAUCAGCUGCCAAGUCUGGAACGCCUUAACCUGGCCAACAAUAAACUGGAACAAAUGGCGGCUCUACCCUCGAGAACGCUGAGAGCCCUCGACCUGAGUAACUGCAGCAUUAAGGAUUUGUCUGGAUUCUUCUUGGAUGCCCUGCAGAAUCUUGAGGCCCUGAACCUAUCCCGGAACACGCAAAUCCAGUUCGACAGCCUGGCAGAGGAUCCCAUUCUGACCUAUAUGCUGCGGAAGUUGGACGUCUCCUACUGCAACUUGGACUCUAUAGAACUGAGUGGUUUGCCCCAACUGACGGAGGUGCGACUGCGGGGAAAUCUUCUGAGAGUAGUUGACGCCAGCACCUUCGCCAACAACACCAUGCUGGAGAUACUGGAUCUCUCCGAGAACGUACUGCGGCUGCUUGGCCAAGAUGCCUUCGCCAGCCUGAAGCGCUUGAAGGUGCUGAACUUGGCCUUCAACGAAAUAGCUCGUCUGGACAGGAACUUCAUCCGCAACAACGAUGUGCUCGUGGAGCUCAACCUCAGCCGCAAUGUGCUGCAGAAGCUGACCAAGAUAGUGUCCAACUCCGUGCGCACCAUAAACAUGAGCUGGUGUGAGAUCACCUCGAUUGAAAGCACGGCAUUGUCGAGUCUCUCGGCCAUUCAGAAGUUGGACUUAUCCAACAAUCUUAUCAGCGAUAUACCCACCUUUAUGAGGUCGGAAACGCUGCAGCAACUCAAUCUGGCCAACUGCAGGUUAUCUACUGUCCGCAACAGUACCUUCAGAGAGUUCCCCGAGCUGGCGGAUCUGCAUCUGAAUGGCAACCGCCUGACCAAUCCCAUUCCGCCCAGUUAUUUCGGCAGCAACAAGUUCCUGGAUCAGCUUUGGCUGGGUGACAAUCCCUGGAUCUGCGAGUGCCACAGCCCGCUCUUCGUGGAGUUCUACGACUUCCUAACAUCUAAACCAGCUAAGAUAAAAGAUAAAAAUCACCUACGCUGCGCGGCCCCUGCUAUUUUCUAUGGAAAACUUUGGGAGUUCGCCUGUGCGGAUGUGUGGAUCCAGAAUGCCAGGAGCAGUAGCAAUGGGGAGAAGGCCUGGUCCAUUAUCAUGAUCACCCUCCUUGUACUGGGUGCCUUGGUUCUGGGCUAUUCCUGCCUUCAAAGGUAUCUCAGAAAGCAGAAAAUCCGGCAGAGUGACAGGGAGUUCGAGGAGAAUGAUGAUGAACUAAGACGCAUACGUGAUCUCAACGACCGCAUUCUGCUAGAGGAUGCCACUCCCAGUCUGCAGCAUGCCCAGGAGAUCAGUCUGCUGCCCUCCUACGAGGAUGCCCUGCGAAUGCCCAAGUUGGUGAGGCCUGUGAAGUCAAUGAUGGAUCUCUCGGGUCCCGAAAGAGCUCGCAACUCCCGAAAGCUGAGACGCUCACAGACCCAAGCUGAUGGAGAUGGUUCCCAGUCGGAGGCGGAGGAUGGACUGCAGCUGGACUCCCGCCAGAGAUUCCGCAGCGUGGAGAUGCUCUCGAACAGGGACAAGGAAAGAACCGCCCAAUAUGGACCCUACAGGCGAACUGGUUACAUGGAGUACAAUCAGUCGGGAAGCCGGCGUUUCAGCAUCGAGGACUCCCGGUUCCCGGCUGCCCACUUGAAAACCCAGAAUCUGCAGAGUGCCGAACAGAUCGGAAACUUCCAGAGCUACGAGAACAGUCCUUACACCAAGCGAAAGCCCAAGAUCGCAGAGAUUCCUCCGUUUAAAAGGGUGAACAUGAUGGCGGACAGCGUGGAGUUCCUCACUGAUCCGGAGUACGACGAUGUGGCCAGUAAGCACGGAAGUCCUUUUGCGAAACGAAAGCCGAAGCCACCGAUCCUACCCCCUCCCAGCAUGAAGGUCAGUGCUCAGGUCUACACUCUGCAGCCGAGUCCUGUCCUGGAACUGGAUCCCGCCAUCGAGGACUACUUCAGUGCGGCCAAGAAGCAGCCCUCCUCUUCCACCAUUGCCAGUGAUUUCCAGGAACUGGAUGAGCCGGAACUGAAAUCCCUACCGGACGACAAUCGAUCAAGCGUCUCUCGCUCGGAUGCCGAGAAGGACUCGGAGCGGGGAAAGCGCAAGAAGCGGAAGAACUCGGCCAGUCGGCGGGUUAGUGGCAGCUUCUCCGCAGCCAAUGCCGGCGAGAGCUCUUCCAGCGACUCCGAGCUCAACGUCCUGGUCCACAAACCCAUGCGAGAGACUUUAUUUUAGGACCACCCACCACCCCCAACCAUAUGCCAUAUAUUGUUAGCCAUUCCCAACCUGUUAGCAUAUCCAUAAGACUAUUUAAACGCACCUUCAAAUAAAACGACAUUAUUGAGAGUUCA
Messenger RNA from Drosophila eugracilis, 3155 nucleotides. RefSeq lists its product as uncharacterized. Gene Ontology annotation, molecular function: protein binding. Gene Ontology annotation, cellular component: extracellular matrix. The transcript is spliced from 5 exons. The record is from RefSeq and is a predicted model, not a curated record. NCBI's taxonomy places the organism in Eukaryota, Metazoa, Arthropoda, Insecta, Diptera, Drosophilidae. The coding region runs from base 295 to 3039 and encodes 914 amino acids.